Closterium sp. Naga37s-1 is the source of this 2991-nucleotide messenger RNA. Lineage: Eukaryota; Viridiplantae; Streptophyta; Zygnematophyceae; Desmidiales; Closteriaceae. The record is from the annotation of a GenBank genome assembly.
AUGGCGCGUAACCGGGGCAGUCCCCGCAGCUCCGGUCAGCUUGCGCCACUUGGGGAAGGGGAGCAGCAGCAGCAGCAACAGCAGUGGACAGACGCAACCUGGCAGCAACAGGCUAACCGCUUAGCGUCCACGUCAGCGUCCGACAGGGCAGGGGAAGACAGUGGCAGCUGCGGCAGUGGUAGCGAGAGCGGCGGGGAGGCGCGAAGCAGAGAGGCUUCAGGCAGGCCGCGUGGCCUCACGUCGUUUGAAGAGAAAGGAAAGAGAGUUAAAGGUUCUGCCGAUGAUGGGGAUGAGGACGAGGGUGAAGAUGCGCGGAGCAGCGGAGGUGCGAGGGCAGGUGGGGAAGCAGCCGGGGGAGGAGGCGGAGGCGGAGGCGGAGGCGGUGCAAGAGGCGGAGUCGGGGAGGCUCUGGACGAGCUAAGCAUGCAGCUGAUAGCCACACGCAAUCUUCUCACCAGCGCGGAGGAGGAGCGCGCGCAGCUGGCGGUGGCGGCGUCCGAAACCGCCAAGGAGCGCGACCUGCUGCGGCAACAGUGCGACGAGCUGCGCGCCGCGCUCGACCAAUUAGGCACCUCCACGUCAUCGUCAGACUCCAGCAACCCGCCCGGCGGAGGACCGGGUGGCGUGGCGGCGGCAGCAGCGGCGACGGCGGCUUCCGCGGGCGGGGGAGUGGGCGGCGGAAGAACGGCGGGACAAAGCGUGGAAACCCUGGCUGUCGCGGCGCUGUAUAACGAGCGGGAGCGGCUUAUAGAGCGGAUACAGGACCUUGAGAUGCGGUGGGGGCAGUGUCAGGAGGAGCUAGGGCAGUGUUUGGAAGAGAAAGAGCAGCUGCAGAUAGAGGUGGGCGCGGCAGUUGCGCGCGCCAUGGAGGAGCGACAGGAGUGGGUGGAGAGAGUAACUACCGUGGCGCGCGUGGGGAAGGAGGAGAUGCAGCGGCGCGUGGCGAAGCUCCUGGCGCAGCGGGACGAGGCGGAGCGGAGCGCCAGGGCCGCGGAGGGGAAGGUGGCGGGGCUGCUGAACCAGCUCGCGGCGGUGGCGGGCGGAGGGGGAGGCGGAGCGGGGGGAGGGGGAGCGGGAGGGCUGGGGAUGGGCGUGGGAGAUGGGUAUGGGGGCGCGGGCGGGCAGGACGUCAUCACCACCUCCGCUCCUCCCUCCCUUCCCGGCCCCAUGGAACCGGGGACUACAUGCGGUGGGACUGCUCUUGACCUUCCUAAGAAAGGACCCUCCUCCCCACACUCCCGUCCUCUCCCCUCCUCCAUGCUCUUGGGCCGUUCCCCCGCCAGGAGCCCCUAUGGCCGCCGGGAGCACCGGCGGAGCCCCUACGGGCGCUUUGACUACACGCGGAGCCCCUACGGCCGCAGGGACUACACGAGGUGGGACCGUUCCCGGCCGCGAUCAGACCGCUACGUGGAGCGAGACAGGCUCUCCGACUCCGUCGUCAUCUCCUCCUCCUCCCCCGGGGGCACCGGCGCCGCCAGCACCUCUUCGCACUACCCCUACUACGACCGCAGGGAUUACACGCGGAGCCCCUACGGCCGCAGGGACUACACGCGGUGGGACCGUUCCCGGCCGCGAUCAGACGGGUACGUGGAGCGAGACAGGCUCUCCGACUCCGUCGUCAUCUCCUCCUCCUCGGGGGGUGGGGGAGCCACGGGCGCAGCCAGCACCUCGUCCCACUACCCCUACUACGACCGCUCGCGCUUCCGCGAGGGCCGCGCACGCAGCCACCACGGCCGCCGGCAAAUGUCAGACGGGGCUUCUGUUUCUUCUCUCGAUGACUCGUCGUCCACAGGGAAAGGCGCGCUCUCUGCCCCCCCGCCGUCGACGUCGGCUGCUGCUGCCGCUGCUGCGGCUGCCGAUGGUGCUGGCGCUGCUGCUGCUUCCUCCCCUGCUACGCCGUCUUUUGCUAGCUCGAUUUUCUCCUCACUGUUCGGCUGGGGGGGGUCGAGCCUGUCCCCGCCGUCGACCCAGCAGCAGAAGCAGCAGCAGCAGGGGGGGUUGGGAGCAGCGAUGGGCGGGGCGGGCGCGGGUGGGGGAGGAGCGGGAGGCGGGCAUAAAGUGGUGGGGGUUGCAGGGAGUGCACCUGGGAGUGUGUAUGAUGACAGAUCGUCUACUACUUAUGGGAGUAGCAUGCGGCGAUACAGCAGCGGUGCUUCUGCUAGUGGGUCGGUGAGAGGACGCGGCGGGUACGGGUAUGGUGGCGGCAGCGGCGGGGGGAUGGAUGGAGCAGGGUAUAACGACCAGGGGUAUGGGCUGAGAGGAGUGGGAGUGGGAGGGGGAGGAGGAGGAGUGGGAGGGGAUGGAGGGGGUCCGUAUUGCCGAGUGAUGGUGCCAGCAGCAGCGGCGGCGGCAGCAGCGGGACUCCCUGGGUGGUCAGCGGGAGGGAGGGAUGGGGAGAUCAGACCUGUUCCAGAGGGAAACGUGGAGGGCCAGGAUUGGCUGUCGGAUCAAUCGGGCGGCACGACUAUGGAUGAGGUUGAUGAGGUGCUGAGACAGAUGGGAAUAUCGCCAGAUGAUACUGUGUGGAACGGGGGGGAGGGGGAUGCGGGCAGGGGGAGGGAGAGAGGAGGGGAGGGGGGGUUGUCGCGGUAUGGAGACAGAGUGAGGGACAAGGCGAGGGAACGGGCGAGAGGAGGGGGUGCGAGGGAGGGGAGGGAGAGCGAGGGGGAUUGGGGGAGGUUGAGUGUUGGAGGGGGCGGUGUAACAGGAGGAGGAAGCAUUGCGUCCGGAAUGGGAGGAGGGGCAGGAGCAGGGGGGCUGGGUGUGGGGAGCGAAGGAAGAGGCGGUGAGGAUGGGUACAGUGAGGUGGACGGGGGUGUUGGUGGUGCGGCCUCGAGUGCACUAACCGUGGCAGCGAGUGCUGGGUCUAGGACAGCGUUGAGACGGCUAGCAGCAAAGAGGGGGCAGUUGCCACCCAAGAACAGUCUGUCGCCUGUAUCGCCCAAUCAGGUGUUUCAGCAUGCGCGGGACACAGUCAUCCUGUACCAAUGA